AUGAAUAUUCAAACUGCUGGCACAAUGAUGAAACCUAAACCCCGCGGCUGUGGGGUGUUUUCCCCGUCCACUAUGGUGUAUGUACUUACAGCUUUGUCACUGAUGGUCUUGUGCAGUACUAUUUAUGCCAAUAGUCACUUAAGUUCAUUACUCACAGUGUCUAAACGUCUACAUAAAUUUGUAUCCACAUACAUAGGCGAAAAUCCCAUAGAAUCCAUAUCUACUGACAUACCUGUGGGUUAUGUGACGAGUACUGAAAACACUCAGAAAUCGAUCAGAGACUUGACCUCUAAGCACUCAGGUAAGAAUAUAUCGACUACCAGCGUCCCAGUCCGCGCUCCUACAGCUAGCACAGCGAGACCUAGUGAAUGUAGCUCUUGCUUCCAGCAUAACUUUGACUUUAUUCUGAACAAUCCGGAUAUAUGUCAGUCUGAAAAUACUUCCAUUAAAGUUAUAAUCCUGAUUGCCACGGUCCAUGGCAAUACGGAAAAGAGGAAAGCUAUCCGGGAGACUUGGCUCAGUCUGUACAAAGGCAACACGGGACGCGUGCGCUAUGCAUUUUUACUGGGAAUGACCGCCGAUAAGGCCCUACAGGUGGCGUUAGAGACAGAAAGUGCCACCUAUCGGGAUAUCCUUCAAGAAGACUUUGUAGACACCUACAACAAUUUGACUCUCAAAACUAUGAUGGCUCUCCAAUGGGCCAGUACAUCGUGCCAAAAAGCUGAGUUUGUAAUGAAAACAGAUGAUGAUAUGUAUGUUAACUUGAAUUCAAUGUCCACUGCAUUAGAUAAAUAUAAGGAUGUCCUCCAGCGUUCAGUGGGCGGUUAUUGUGUCCAGUCAGCGAACCCUGUGAGAGACAAAAACUCAAAAUGGUACGUCUCCUUAAAAACGUAUCCACAUGCCAAAUACCACGGAUAUUGCUCGGGCACGGGAUACGUGACAAGCAUGGCCGUGACUCAGAAAGUGUUGGAAAUCUCCAAGCAUAUACCAUUUUUUCACUUAGAGGAUAUUUAUGUGGGACUGUGUAUCAAUAAACUGAAGUUUUCUUUUACUAGAAUACCUGGAUUUAAUCCUCACUUUAUACCCAUAAGCUGUGUUUACAAACGUACUAAUGUCAUCACGUCACAUCAAGUCAGCCCGCAGCAAAUGAGGCAAAUAUGGAAUCUUCGAUGUUAAGAUUCAUAUUUUGUUUGGGAAUUUUUCAAUCAUAUUCUGUUGAUGUAUUGGAUACAUUUGAAUUAUUGUUUAGUAGCGUGUACAAUGAUCGGGGAAUUAAACAAUGAACUGAGGCAAUAUUAACUGGUUUAGGAAGGGUUAUCAUUAUAACAACAAUUAGAAGAUUAAAACGGGAAAUCAAAUUGUCAA
Molecule: messenger RNA, 1365 nt
Organism: Ostrea edulis (European flat oyster)
Lineage: Eukaryota; Metazoa; Mollusca; Bivalvia; Ostreida; Ostreidae
Product: beta-1,3-galactosyltransferase 1-like
Exons: 1
Coding region: 1-1176 (391 amino acids)
Cellular component (GO): membrane
Molecular function (GO): hexosyltransferase activity
Source: RefSeq, a predicted model, not a curated record